CUCAACAUCCGUCAACAAACCAGGAGGUUUAUGAUGGAGAUGCACGUUUCCUGACCUCAGCUGUUCCUUAGAGAGAUGACGGGAUCACAGCGGAUGUUCUUGAGAGGAGUCGCUCGCUGGCUCGGUGCAGACUUCGCCUCCUGCAGACGAUUCCACGCAGAGACAGUCAGACACGAGUCCAGCGAACUUCCCAUAAUCCACCACGCGGGGUACGUGUGCGACCUUCCGCCGAACCACAGCUUCCCCAUGAGCAAGUUCCCCCGAGUGUUACACUUUCUACUGCAAGACCAGGUCAUCACACACAAACAGGUGUGGGUGCCUGAAAUUGCCUCUGAAGAUCUGCUGAGCCGUGUGCACACAGAAGAAUACGUGACCAACUUCCUACACGGGAGAAUAAGUGAGAAGGACCAGCGGAAGACGGGCUUCUCCUGGAGUGAGGGCUUAGUGAGACGCUGUCGAUAUGAGACCGGUGGGACCCUCCUCGCUGCUGAGGUGGCUCUGCAGAGGGGUCUGGCCUGCAGCACAGCAGGAGGAACCCAUCAUGCCUUUCCCAGUUACGGUUCAGGAUAUUGUCUCCUCAAUGAUCUGGCUGUCACUGCCAAGUACCUGAUGGGCAACUCUUCACCCAGGAGGAAGGUUCUGAUUGUGGAUCUAGACGUGCAUCAGGGCGACGGCACAGCUUUCAUAUUUAAAGAGGAGCCGUGUGUGUUUACGUUCUCAGUGCAUUGUGGGAAAAACUUCCCCCUCCGUAAACAACAGAGUGACCUGGAUAUCAGCCUGGAGGAUGGAUUGGAAGACAAGGACUACCUCUCCGCAGUGGAGGCUCACCUUCCCCGGCUCCUGGAGUCUUUCCGUCCAGACCUGGUCCUCUAUGACGCCGGUGUCGACCCUCAUCUGGACGAUGAACUCGGGAGGCUCCACUUGACUGACCAUGGGCUAUAUCAGAGAGAUCUGUAUGUGCUGAAGACUGUGGUGAGCAGAGGCAUCCCUGCUGCUGCUGUUAUCGGAGGAGGGUAUUCAAGAGACGUGGACAAACUGGCCCUCAGACACUCCAUCGUCCACCGAGCAGCUGCUCAGGUCUGGAGGGAGUGUGGAUUGUAAAACCUUCAAGAGGAUCCUCAAAGUCUGAUACUCAAUCUUCAGCAGCCAAUAUUAAUAUAUACUGUAAAUAAAUACUGUACAUGCAACAGCAUUACAUUUUUACUGAGAAUCGUGAAAAGGACAAAAGACGAUGGACUUUUUAAAACUUGCAAUUAACUCUUGUACUUUGAACAAGAUAGUUGCAUUAAACGAACAUGCUGCUCGUUGUUGAUCAUGUUCGUUCAAGUCACUAAAACGUUGUUCGACUUUCUGUUUACCUCAUCGUGACUCUGCAUCAUUACCUCUGUGCUAGUAACAGUCUAUCACCAUCAAAUAUUCUGUUGUUGAAUAAUAAACUUAUUGGUUUCUACUGAA
Messenger RNA from Pleuronectes platessa (European plaice), 1455 nucleotides. It is a transcript of the gene hdac12, whose product is annotated as histone deacetylase 12. Gene Ontology annotation, molecular function: histone deacetylase activity. The transcript is spliced from 8 exons. The coding region runs from base 76 to 1101 and encodes 341 amino acids. Lineage: Eukaryota; Metazoa; Chordata; Actinopteri; Pleuronectiformes; Pleuronectidae. The record is from RefSeq and is a predicted model, not a curated record.